UUAUUGUAGUGCAGCAAGUCGAACAACAGGGAUUUAAUUAGAAUAAUAUAUUGGUUUAAAUUAUAUAGUCAAUAUUCAAAAUGCAGUUCUUAAGCAUUAAGUUGGUGCCAAGUGUGAUAAUGGGUGUAAUUUUUGCGUUUAGCUCAUACGUAAAUGCAAAAUCUCCCGAAUUUAUCAAAAUAUGCGAACAUACCUCAACCGAUUGUUUGAGAGAGUCCCUCCAGGCUACUUUGCCAGGGUUUUUGAGAGGCGCUCCUGAUUUGGGAAUAGACAGUAUGGAUCCUUUCCAAGUCAACAAUUUGAACCUGACUCUGCCGGGUGGCUUGACCAUCAGCUUCAAUGAAGGCGUAGCUACCGGAUUCAGAAAGUGUAUUAUUGAUAAAGCAAGAAUGAUAAAAGACAGCUUGGACAUUCAGUUACACUGUAACUUGACCAUACGGGGGAAGUAUAUGUCCACGGGCAGACUCCUCAUGUUCCCCAUAGACGGCCACGGUGACUCGCUUAUUAAAUGCAGAAAUAUAAGAUUGGGGGCACUAGUAAAACUAGGAUCAAAAAUGCAGCAUUCUGAAAAAUAUUUAGACGUUAAGAGCCUGAAGGUGAACCACAAAUUUCAGGGUAGAGUGUCUUACCAAAUGACGAAUCUUUUCAAGGGCAACCCUGAGAUAAGUAAAUUAGUGUUAGAGUUUAUGAACAGUAAUUGGAGAUUAGUUGCCGAAGAGUUCGGAAAGCCGAUCGUUGACUUCGGCGUGAGCUCCAUCAUGACUAAUGUCAACCAACUGUUCAGGGUGGUGCCGAUGAAAGACUUGUUAUCGGGGCCAGUUGACCUGUGACAACGAAUCUACGAG
Messenger RNA from Cydia amplana, 845 nucleotides. RefSeq lists its product as uncharacterized. The transcript has 5 exons. Lineage: Eukaryota; Metazoa; Arthropoda; Insecta; Lepidoptera; Tortricidae. The coding region runs from base 81 to 830 and encodes 249 amino acids. The record is from RefSeq and is a predicted model, not a curated record.